CUGUCAAUGAAAAAUUUAAAAAGAUCAAAAUAUCCAUGCGAUAGCUUGUUUUUCUUGCACGAACGUAUAGUUUCAGCAUUUCUACGUUAUUAUUGAACAGUUUUGUACAUUAAAUUUGUUUGGAUGGGUGAGAUUUCUCUUGAGGAUUGACAUGGCGCUUGUUAGCAACAAUCUUGAUCAAUGCAGCUUUUGCUCUCAAACAUGCAAUGAGAAGUCUCGUUACGCGCUGGUUCCCACUCAUCAUCAAGAGCAGCAACUAAAACCUAUUCUGCAGAAGUUGAGCAGUUUCACUUCCCAGUUGAGCAGUUAUCCCACGUGCGACAAAUGCCACCAAGAGUUCAUAACUGUCCACAACAUUUCGGAGAGCUGCUUCCUAAUUUUGCCAAGCGUAGAACCGACUGCCAUCAAGAUGGAGCCGGAGUUAAUGAUUGAUGACCAUAAGCUGUCGGAUAAUGAAAACAUUUUUGAGACAGGCAAAAUUGAAGAGAAAACCGAAACGCUAAUCAUGGGACAGAAUGGAGAGCUUUUUUGUGUCAGCAAAAUAGACGAAGAUGAAGCCAAUCAAAUAAUAAUUCCGGUUGCAAGAGCAAAUACACAAAGAAAAAGCGAUUUGGAUGCUACACAGAUGGAAGUUGGUUAUAAAUGUAAGGAAGGCCCCGCGGAAGAAGGUGAACGUUCCCAUCCUUGUCCACAUUGUUCGAAGGCGUUUCGCAAAGCUCGGUAUCUCAAAGAACAUAUUCGAACUCACACUGGUGAACGUCCCUAUACUUGUCCACAUUGUCCGAAGGCGUUUCCACAAACUUCCAAUCUCAAAAUACACAUUCGAACGCAUACUGGUGAACGUCCAUUUUCAUGUCCACAUUGCCCGAAAACGUUCAAUCAUCAUACAAGGUUCAAAGAACACAUGCGAACUCAUACGGGUGAAGGUUUUCAUUCUUGUCCACAUUGUUCGAAGGCGUUUCAUAAAGCUCCGUAUCUAAAAGAACACAUUCGAUCUCAUACUGUUUUUUUUUCCUUUGCAGGUGAACGUCCAUAUUCUUGUUCACACUGUUCGAAAGUGUUUAGACAUCCUGGGACGCUCCGGUUGCACAUGCGAAAACAUAUGGGUGGACUUUCCUACUCUUGCCCACAGUGUCCAAAAGUGUAUAGGAGUUCUGGAGGGUACUACAAGCACCUUAGAAGUCAUACGGGUUGGAAGGAGCGCAAGUCGAAAUUGUCCGGUUGAUGUUUAUGAUGUAUUCAGCAUUACAUCGAUGUCACAUUUUUUGACAUAGAACUACGUCUUUCAUAAAGGGUGUCAAAUCAGAAAACAGGUCACGUUUUUAUGAAAUAAAGUUAACGUUAAAAACUA
Messenger RNA from Toxorhynchites rutilus septentrionalis, 1351 nucleotides. RefSeq names its product zinc finger and SCAN domain-containing protein 21-like. Gene Ontology annotation, cellular component: nucleus. Bases 152 to 1225 code for a protein of 357 amino acids. The transcript has 8 exons. Gene Ontology annotation, molecular function: RNA polymerase II cis-regulatory region sequence-specific DNA binding; DNA-binding transcription activator activity, RNA polymerase II-specific. The record is from RefSeq and is a predicted model, not a curated record. Gene Ontology annotation, biological process: regulation of transcription by RNA polymerase II. Lineage: Eukaryota; Metazoa; Arthropoda; Insecta; Diptera; Culicidae.